This is a messenger RNA of Condylura cristata (star-nosed mole), 1938 nucleotides long. Its product is annotated as jerky protein-like. The transcript has 3 exons. The record is from RefSeq and is a predicted model, not a curated record. Gene Ontology annotation, molecular function: DNA binding. Gene Ontology annotation, cellular component: nucleus. Bases 829 to 1938 code for a protein of 369 amino acids. Lineage: Eukaryota; Metazoa; Chordata; Mammalia; Eulipotyphla; Talpidae.
CCCCAGGGCCCGGGAGUCGUCCGGGAAGCGUCGGCUGGAACUGGUUUUCGCCGAUGCCCUGGUCGCCGAGCCGCCUCCCCCGCCGCCAGCGAGCGCGAGGCCAGGGCCCCCCUCCUGGCAGCUUCACACUGAGCCCCAGGGGCACCCCUUGUGCAGACCAGCACACGGGCAGCGCCGCUGGCCCGGGCCUCCCCCCGUGGGCUGGGGCCGGGCCCUGUGCUGCAGUCCUCCGGGGGCCUUGUGGGGCCUGGGCCCUGCUGCCCCUGCGCUGGACAUCAGCUGCCCUGCCCCUGGGGGGCGCAGUGGGGCACCCUGGCCCUGGGGCUCUGGGGGAGGCGUGUCGCUGCCCCGCAGGCAGGGUUCUCCAUGCGCGUUGGAGCCCAAGUCAGUGAGGAGCCCCGUAGCCAGCGCCUGGGGAGCUCCCUGCCCGGCCUGUCACCCCGUCGGAGGAUCCCCGGCCGUGUGGGGCCUAGUUUGUGGGCGUCUUGUGAACUCUGAAGACAGGUUUGAGGUCUGCUGCAGUUCCCGCGGCCUGCAUGGGACGCCAGGGCCCCGUCAGGACGUCCCGUCCACCCAAAGCCUCUGCUUCCUGCCUGCGCUUGAGGGGCGAGGCGGCCACAGCCCCCCAGAGACUCCGCCGCUGCUGCCGGGAGGGGCCCCGGCGUCGUCCCCGCCCGGUCCCCAGGGGCUCCAGCGCCGGCCGGUCAGAGGCCGCGGCGGAGCUUGCUGGCCUAGAGGGGCCACGAAGGAAGGACAGCGGCCAUCGCAGCAGCCGGGGCCGGCAGAGCGGGCGGUCGGGGCAGUGAGGAGACCCCAGGCCCCGCCCCCAUGGCCUCGCAGGCGGCCGCGGGGCGGGGCCCCGGCGAGAAGCGCAAGCGGGUGGUGCUGACGCUGCGCGAGAAGAUCGACAUCUGCACGCGGCUGGAGCGGGGCGAGAGCCGCAAGGCGCUGAUGCAGGAGUACAACGUGGGCAUGUCCACGCUCUACGACAUCCGCGCCCACAAGGCCCGGCUGCUGCGCUUCUUCGCCGGCCCCGACGGCAGCGCGGCGCUGGCGCAGCGGCGCACGCUGCACACGCCCAAGCUGGGGCGCCUGGACCGCGCGCUCUACCAGUGGUUCCUGGCGCAGCGCGCCGCGGGCGUGCCGGUGUCGGGGCCCAUGCUGGUGGAGAAGGCCAAGGGCUUCUACGAGCAGAUGCAGCUCACCGAGCCCUGCGUCUUCUCGGGCGGCUGGCUCUGGCGCUUCAAGGCCAGGCACGGCAUCCGGAAGCUGGACGCGGCCGGCGAGAAGCAGGCGGCCGACCGCCGGGCAGCCGAGCAGUUCUGCGGCUUCUUCCGGAGCCUCGCGGCGGAGCACGGGCUGUGCCCGGAGCAGGUGUACAGCGCCGACGAGACCGGCCUCUUCUGGCGCUGCCUGCCGGGCCCCGGCCCCGAGGGCUGCGCCGGGCCGGGCCUCAGGCCGGGCAGGGACAGGCUGACUGUCCUGACGUGCGCCAACGCCGCGGGCUCGCACAAGAUCAAGCCCCUGGUGGUGGGCCAGGGCGGCGGCCCCAGGGCCUGCAGAGGCGCCCCGCCCCUGCCGGUGGCCUACAAGGCCCAGGGCAACGCCUGGGUGGACGAGGAGAUCCUCUCGGACUGGUUCCGCCACAUCUUCGUGCCCUCGGUGAGGGAGCACUUCCGCGCGCGGGGGCUCCCGGAGGACAGCAAGGCCGUUCUGCUGCUGGCCGGCGCCCGGGCCCGCCCCCGGGAGGAGCCCGCACCCCCCCCCGCAACCUGCCAGGGCCUUGCCCUUGAACAGCAGACGCUGCGGGCGCCCGGGCCCGCCCCCGGCCCCAGCCCGGACCUCUGCCCGCAGCCUGCCCCUCUCCAGGGCCUUGGUUUUCCCGUCCGGGAAAGGAGUGCAAGGCUUUGGGCCUUUGCAACUGGACAAGAGUUUUAA